CGAGCCUCUCCCUCCACCCUCGAUCGGGAUCCGCCUGUGUGAAGCUACCUCGGGGUCAAGGUUGAGCCAUGGCGCGGUUGAGGACAAUGCGCAAGACGCCGGCCACCUCCUCCGGCUUGGUGGUAGCGGCGUCGUCCCUCCUCCUCCUCCUCCUCCUCCUCGCGACGGGCGCGGUGGACGCGUCGCCGUCCGACUACGCCAGCGCGUUCGACAAGUGCCUCCAGUUCUUCGAGGCGCAGCGGUCCGGCAAGCUCCCCGCCGACCGCCUCGUCCGGUGGCGCGGCGACUCCGCCCUCACCGACGGCUUCUCCCAGGGGGUGGAUCUGGUGGGCGGGUACUACGACUCCGGCGACCACGUGAAGUUCGGGUUCCCGAUGGCGUACGCGGCGACGAUGCUGUCGUGGGGGGUGGUCGAGUUCGAGAAGGAGAUGAUCGCCGCCAACCAGCUCCACCGCGCGCUCGACGCCAUCCGCUGGGCCACCAACUACUUCAUCAAGGCCCACACGCAGCCCAACACUCUCUGGGUCCAGGUGGGCGACGGCGACAGCGACCACCUGUGCUGGGAGCGCGCCGAGGACAUGACGACGCCGCGCACGGCGUUCAAGAUCGACGCCAACAACCACGGAUCCGACGUCGCCGGCGAGACGGCCGCCGCUCUCGCCGCCGCGUCCAAGGCCUUCAAGCCCUACGACUCCAUGUACUCCGACCUCCUCCUCCUCCACGCCAAGCAGCUCUUCACGUUCGCUGACGCGUUCAGGGGCAAGUACGACGACUCCCUGCAGAGCGCCAAGAAGUUCUACCCUUCCGCCUCCGGCUACGAGGACGAGCUGCUGUGGGCGGCGGCGUGGCUGUACGAGGCGACCGGCGACGAGCAGUACCUCCACUACGUGUCCCAGAACGCGGAGGCGUUCGGCGGCACCGGCUGGGCCGUCACGGAGUUCUCCUGGGACAACAAGUACGCCGGGCUCCAGGUGCUCCUCUCCAAGGUGCUCUUCGAGCAGGGCGGCAACGCCGCCGGCUGCGCCGCCACGCUCAAGCAGUACCAGGCCAAGGCCGAGUUCUUCCUCUGCUCCUGCCUCCAGAAGAACAAUGGCCACAACAUCAAGAUGACCACUGGCGGUCUCCUGUACGUGGAUGACUGGAGCAACAUGCAGUACGUGAGCUCGUCGACGUUCCUCCUCACCGUCUACGCCGACUACCUCGCCGAGUCGCACGGCACGCUCAAGUGCCCGGACGGCGAGGUGAAGCCAUCGGAGAUCCUCCGCUUCGCGAGGUCCCAGGUCGAUUACGUCCUCGGGAAGAACCCCAAGGGGAUGAGCUACAUGGUCGGCUAUGGCAGCUACUACCCGACGCACGUGCACCACCGUGGCGCGUCCAUUCCGUCCAUCUACGCCAUGAACGCCACCAUCGGCUGCAUGGACGGAUUCGACAAGUACUACAACAGCAAGAACGCCGACCCCAACAUCCUCUACGGCGCCCUCGUCGGCGGCCCCGACGCCAACGACGGCUACGCCGACGAACGCGGCAACUACCAGCACGCCGAGCCCACUCUCGUCGGCAAUGCGCCCAUCUGCGGCGUCUUCGCGCGCCUCGCCGCCUCGCCCGCCGAUAACACACCGGACAACUCGCCGCCGCAGGGCCCCUCACCAUCAAACGAUCAUGACUCACCAUUGGAGUUCGUGCACACGGUGACCAACUCGUGGAAGACGAACGGCGUGGACUACUACCGGCACGUCGUCACAGCGAAGAACACGUGCGGCCACGCCAUCACCUACCUGAAGCUCCAGGUCGAGGAGCUCUCCGGGCCAAUCUACGGCGUCUCCAGCACGAACGCCAAGGACAUGUACGAGUUCCCGUCAUGGAUGUCAAGGCUCGACGCCGGCGCGCAGCUCACCAUCGUCUACAUCCAGGGCGGCCCCGCCGCCAAGAUCACCGUCGCAGAAUACAAGACGGCCUGAUAACGACACGAGAACUGAAUUGCAUGUGCCCCUUGUUUUCCAAUCAUUUUUUUGGUGUGUGGUUCACUCCUGCUUUCAGCAAACAGGUUGUGUGCAAUCUCGAAGCAACGAGUGUCCCCUCAGAUUACGACUGCUUUGAGACGUAAAUCCACUGAUUCUUCUGUAUUUGGAAUGGCAUAGGAGAUCUUUAGCUUUUUCAUAAUUUCUCCAUUCUUUCUGCUGCUGUGCGCGUGUAUUUUGCGGUUGCCAACUAAGCAGACCACUGUGACAUGAUGUUUUUGCUACCUUGCUUGGUUCAAGAUGAAAUUCACCUGACAAUG
Molecule: messenger RNA, 2278 nt
Organism: Oryza brachyantha (malo sina)
Lineage: Eukaryota; Viridiplantae; Streptophyta; Magnoliopsida; Poales; Poaceae
Product: endoglucanase 13
Exons: 6
Coding region: 69-1958 (629 amino acids)
Biological process (GO): carbohydrate metabolic process
Molecular function (GO): hydrolase activity, hydrolyzing O-glycosyl compounds; carbohydrate binding
Source: RefSeq, a predicted model, not a curated record